Molecule: messenger RNA, 456 nt
Organism: Vigna radiata var. radiata (mung bean)
Lineage: Eukaryota; Viridiplantae; Streptophyta; Magnoliopsida; Fabales; Fabaceae
Exons: 1
Coding region: 1-456 (151 amino acids)
Source: RefSeq, a predicted model, not a curated record
AUGAAGAUGAAGAAUGAACUUAAAAUGACUAACCUUGGCAACUUGGGUUACUUCCUUGGAUUGGAGUUUGUGCAGACAGAAGAUGGAAUACACAUGCAUCAGAGAAAGUAUAUUUUAGAGACUUUGGAAAGGUUUAACUUGAAGAAUUGCAACAACACAUCCAUUCCUGUCAUGGCAAAUUUGAAGCUUUCAUAUCAACAAGAAGAAACCAAGGUGGAUGCAACCCUGUUCAAACAGAUCGUAGGAACUCUCCGCUACAGUUGCAACAGCAGACCGGACAUCAGCUUUGGAGUCGAGCUCAUCAGCAGGUUCAUGCACGAUCCCAGACAGUCUCAUCUGGCAGUAGCAAAGCAUAUUCUUCGCUAUUUGAAAGGAACAACAGACUAUGGCCUCUAUUUCCCCAGGACAAUUGACAACACAAACGAUGUUUUGGAAGCAUGGUGUGAUGCAGACUAA